CUACAUUAGCGGUAUAAAUUCUGCACAAGAUGGGCUGUGUAGCAUAUACCUCUGGGUCUUCUGUGGUGCUCACCAUUUAGUGUGGUUGUGAUCCUGUUUCGACAACAAUGGAUCCGAACGGCACUCACGUCCGGCCCCUCGAUGAGUCUCGCGAACUCCCUCAGCUUCAAGGCCUUCGCAUUGCCCCUCUUCGACAGCCAGUCUCUUCUCGAAUUCUGAACGUUCCCUCACCGUUAGAACCCAAUGCCAGUGGUGUCCGAAAAUCCAACACCAUCUCCAAGGCCAACCCCUCUGGUGGCAACAUACCCGCAAAUCUCCCGACGGUGACUGAAUUCCUGAAUGCUGCCCGGACCAAGAAGAACGACCCCUCGGCCUCGGUGGACUCGAUUUUGAGCUUUGAGCCUCCUCCGAGGCCUAUCCUGCCGGCCUUUGUCAACCUCCGUGCUCUCGAGCGAUUUCCGUUUUCCUCAUUUGAUGAUGAUUCGUCCCAUGCUCGCAAGCGUCGGCGCCUGGAUGUCCAAGCGGACUCGUUCAGUGAACAUUUACAACUACCCAUUCCCCAGGCACAAAAAGAACAGCGACCACCGCCGUUUGGGCCUUUUGCUAUUUUAAAUGGACUAAAUGAGCCUCCGCCCAACGCUGCCCUUCUUCCGCCCAUCGAAGCCGGCUCGAUCACACAACUUCUGACCAAACCCACAAGAGAUCACGUCGUUGUCGAGCCCGCUUUACUGACUGCUAAUACGGUCACAGAUAGUCAGAUUGAGAAAAGGGAAGGAAGGAUUGAAGAGAUUCUGGAUUCUCCCGUUGACGACAAGGCCGGGGAUGGCGACCAGGUUGAUAUAGUGGACGAGUCAACACACAAGGCGGCUGUUGACCAACCGGUGUUGGAAAAGGAGAAGCCCGAGACGGAUACGGAGCCUGUACCAUCACCAACAGAGGAUAGUAAUGAGCCCCCAUCUCCUAAAACUAGAGGCCGCUCGCGCAAGAAUCUUCGGAAAUGGACUGAGGAGGAGACAACUGCUCUCCUGCGGGGCGUGGUCAAAUGUGGGAUUGGCAACUGGACAGCGAUACUAGCGCAGCCUGAGCUGAAAUUUAAUAAGAGGAGUGCCUCCAAUUUGAAAGACAGAUUUCGUGUCUGCUGCCCAUGGGCUUAUCGGGCCGCUGACCCAAAUGAAGCAACAAAACAACUGCAUGAUACCCUUGCCAAUGCACUGCUACGUGCUGAGACAGAAGGUUCGGAUGGGACUGCCGGGAAAAUCCUUCUUCCACAUCCACGACCAGCCAAUUCCGGAUCUGAGACCAACGGAGCAAAUUUGGGCCUCAAUCUCAACAAGGAGCAGUCUUCAUCAAGCAGUUCAUUGUCAACCAUAGAAGUUGAUGACAAUACCUCAAAAUCGCGUCCCAAAUACCCGCCAUCAUUCAAGGCUACACCCACUCUCUCAAAUAGGUCCAAGUCCACCCUGGCAUCUCUUGGUAUACCAGAACCACACUUUACUAUGAAGUCUCGACGUCGAUCCCGUCGCCCUUUCACUGUUACCGAGGAUGAGGCCUUACUCAAAGGCUAUGCCGUACACGGAUUCCAAUGGACACUCAUUCAACAGGAUAAGCGCCUGAACCUUAGCCAUCGGAAAGCCACUGAUUUACGAGAUCGAUUCAGGACCAAAUUUCCUCAUGCAUACCGCGAUGGGGGCUCUGUUAGUGGGAAUACAUCUCGUAAUCAGACGGGAAAACCAGCUGCCGCAGAUGAGAGCAAGCCUACCGCUGCUGGCAACAAUCAAAGCAUACCAGCGGGACAGUCUUCAUCUAUUUCGCAAAAUAGUAAGGCUGACACUACAGAUCAGACCACAUUAGGUCCUAUUGACCCAGCCCUUCCACCCCCUGCUCCUCCACAGGGUUUGCUCGAGGCCUCAGCAAAUGCACCCGCAACAGCGCCAGUUUUCCCCUUUCCGUUGGACGAAAAUUCGGCCGGUGCUUCUAACGUCGAUGCAUCUUGGGAAGACAAUACACUUGCCCCAAUGGUCUGGGAUGAGUUAGCCUAAGGGUUCCUCGAUACAGGUUUUUACUUCUCCCCCAUGUUCCCCCCUCUUCCCCCUCCUUUCUUGUCAUUUUCUUUUACCUGGGCCUCAGUUUUCCCACCCCAA
Aspergillus wentii DTO 134E9 is the source of this 2141-nucleotide messenger RNA. RefSeq names its product telomere repeat binding factor family protein. The record is from RefSeq and is a predicted model, not a curated record. The coding region runs from base 108 to 2039 and encodes 643 amino acids. The transcript is spliced from 3 exons. Lineage: Eukaryota; Fungi; Ascomycota; Eurotiomycetes; Eurotiales; Aspergillaceae.